Cannabis sativa is the source of this 1247-nucleotide messenger RNA. RefSeq lists its product as uncharacterized. Bases 1 to 1047 code for a protein of 348 amino acids. The record is from RefSeq and is a predicted model, not a curated record. The transcript is spliced from 2 exons. Lineage: Eukaryota; Viridiplantae; Streptophyta; Magnoliopsida; Rosales; Cannabaceae.
AUGAAGAACCAAUUUUGUUCAAAGACUUUUCUUCUCAUCUUCCUUGUUGUAGUCACACACUGGAUGACUAUUGAAGCCAAAACUUGCAAUCCCAGUGGGAAAAUAAGAGGGAAAAAGCCUCCUCCAGGACAAUGCAACCAAGAAAAUGACUCUGAUUGCUGCAAGCAAGGCAAAUCUUAUACUACCUACGAGUGCUCACCAAGAGUGUCAGGCAAAACCAAGGCAGUUUUGACAAUCAACAGCUUUGAGAAGGGUGGAGAUGGCGGAGGACCCUCAGAAUGCGACAACAAUUACCACUCAGACGACACUCCGGUGGUGGCAUUGUCCACUGGCUGGUUCAACAAUAUGCAGAGAUGUCUUCAGAACAUAACCAUAUAUGGUAAUGGGAGAAGUGUGAGUGCAAUGGUUGUGGAUGAGUGUGAUUCAACAGCAGGGUGUGAUGCUGAUCAUGAUUAUCAGCCUCCUUGUCCUAAUAACAUUGUUGAUGCUUCUAAAGCUGUUUGGAAGGCAUUAGGAGUCUCCAAAGGUGACUGGGGCGAAUUGGAUAUUUACUGGUCUCAAAGAUGCAAUCCCAGUGGGAAAAUGAGAGGCAAAAAGCCACCUCCAGGAAAAUGCAACCCUGAAAAUCAAUCAGAAUGCUGCAAAAAGGGCCAGUCCUAUACUACCUACGAGUGCUCACCAAGGGUGUCUCGCCACACUAAGGCAGUUCUGACAAUCAACAGCUUCCAGAAGGGUGGUGAUGGCGGCGGGAAAUCAGCAUGUGACAACAAGUUUCACUCGGACAACAUUCCGGUGGUGGCCUUAUCCACAGGAUGGUUCAAUAAAGGGCACAGGUGUUUACAGAACAUAACCAUACAUGGUAAUGGGAGAAGUGUGAGUGCAAUGGUUGUGGAUGAGUGUGAUUCAACAGUAGGGUGUGAUGAGAUUCAUGAUUAUCAGCCCCCAUGUCCUAAUAACAUUGUUGAUGCUUCUAAAGCCGUUUGGAAGGCAUUAGGAGUCCCCAAACAUAAACGGGGUGAACUUGAUAUCUUCUGGUCUGAAGAUUGAUUUUCCUUUUCCUAUGUAUGCUAAUAGUUAUUGUUAUUAAAUAAGCAAAAUGGGAAUGCAUGCAGAAAGGUUGAAUAGUUAAUCUCAUAAUUGUUAUUAGACAGGGUCAUAAUUAUUCUCCUAAUCUUUAAUGAAUCAUGUUAUUGAUUAAUUUGUAUCUAUGUGUGUAUUUCUAAUAUUAUUACUAAUAAAGCUAUGUU